This is a messenger RNA of Stegostoma tigrinum, 1179 nucleotides long. Its product is annotated as G-protein-signaling modulator 2. The transcript has 4 exons. The record is from RefSeq and is a predicted model, not a curated record. The coding region runs from base 288 to 728 and encodes 146 amino acids. Lineage: Eukaryota; Metazoa; Chordata; Chondrichthyes; Orectolobiformes; Stegostomatidae. Gene Ontology annotation, molecular function: protein binding; guanyl-nucleotide exchange factor activity.
AGCAUUGCAUUGGAGAGGGUCGGAGGAUUUGUAACCCUGAGCUCGGGUGGAUUUUGUAAAGAAGUAAGACUGAAACUUGCAGGAUCUGACUAGCACUGCCUGUAUCUGUGACACUGGUGUUUGGGCAGGGUAGGCUGGUGGAGCAAUGAGCAGGAGAUGAGUGAGGUCCCCCAAACAACGAUGAAGAUUUAUUGAGCACAGCGCUGUUGAAGAGGACAUCGUGAGCCAUCUCUGGUCAGUCUGAAUAAGGAAUCACCUCUGUCAGCUGUGAAUAGUGUCUCCCAGCAAUGAGCCACAGUAGUAAGAUACUCCAGGAGAGUUCACCCACCAACAAUUUCAACACAGGCGACCAAGGAGGGCCUGAUAGUGGGACUGACUGCAAGGAGGAGAUGCUUGAGGAAUUGCCCAGUGCCAUUGAUACUGAACUGGACACCGAUCCCAAUGAGGCAGAAAAUGAAGGAUUCUUCAACAUGGUGAGCCAUGCUCAAAGGAACCGAAUGGAUGACCAACGUUGCAAUCUCGGAUGGAACGAGACACCCGCUAAAAAGUCCAUUUUAGACCCAAAUAAGUCUGACUGUGAACGUCCAAUCAAUGAACUCCUGGACAUGCUCGCUGACAAACAGGGCCAACGUCUGGAUGACCAGCGUGUAACCUGUGACAAUUUACCAGGUCUCCAGCUGUCUGAGUGCUACAUACAGGCUACUUGUGAAGAGGUUGAAGCUGAAUGAAUAAGCAGGACUGAAUUCCAGUUCAACCUGAUGAAAAAGCUGUUGACUAUCCAAGAGUGUGUGAGAAACUACCAGAGGAAAAGCGAAUGCUGAAUCAUUUCCUUCAAGUAUUAACUUUUGUGAAGAUUCCAUGUUUGAGACAAAGACUGUUGUGGUUUUUUCGAGCCUUCGAUAAAGUGAGGCAGAGAUUUCAUUGUUUUAGCCUGGCCUUCCCUCUGAUUAAACAGCACUAUCCCAACAUGUCCAAGUCUCUUUGCGAAUUGCUUCCAACAUGUUUAGAACCAAGAAAUAGCAGGAUCCUGCUCCUCUGAUGUUGCUUGGCCUGCUGUGUUCAUCCAGCUCUACACCUUGUUAUCUAUGUUUAGAAUGAGAUAAUACCAGUCAUCAUUCAUUAUUUGUCUUUGAAACAAUGUUCCGAGUGUGUUUUUAUUGAAAAUGGCACAAAAUAUUA